Rotaria sp. Silwood2 is the source of this 306-nucleotide messenger RNA. Lineage: Eukaryota; Metazoa; Rotifera; Eurotatoria; Philodinida; Philodinidae. The record is from the annotation of a GenBank genome assembly.
AUGAGCUUCGUUAGUAACUGCACUGCUCUACAUGAUUUCACCAGGAAAUCAGGAGUUUUGCGAAAACCGUCUUUAAAGACAUUUAAUCGUAAACUUUAACAACGUGUUAAUGCUUUAAAUCAUUUAUCAUCAUUACAGAAAAUUGAUUUCCUAAAAUCUUCAAAUGAACCAAAUAAAUUUAUUUAUCUUAUACGAGAUCCAAUGAAUAAAUCAAAUUCAUCAAUACUAAUUGCUAAUGGAAUAACAGAUCAAAUGGAAAGAAUAGUUUAUCAAGUUGUUAAAGAAAGUGAAAAUUUAGCUAUUUGA